This is a messenger RNA of Labrus bergylta (ballan wrasse), 886 nucleotides long. The record is from RefSeq and is a predicted model, not a curated record. Lineage: Eukaryota; Metazoa; Chordata; Actinopteri; Labriformes; Labridae.
CCUGGUUUGUUUUUAUAUCGUAUGUGACUGAUCUUUCCCAUCAGGUUGAAGUGGAGGAAGAGCACUGAACUUCAAGCUUUAAAGACAUCAGGGAGAGCUGCUGAAGGCAUUUCAUCAUCCCCCAGUCACCUGACUCACCAGAUAUCAACCUUUGUAUUGGUCUGCAGUUGUUUGCUGAGUUCCAUUGCAUCACAAAUAUGAACCUUCACAACACAUUCUACAGCCAGCUGGACCGACACACACUGCAACAGCAUACAGGCAGAAGGCCUCAGCGACAUAAGAGACAGGCGCUGCAGGAGCAUUUAUAAGCUGAACAGCAUGAUGUACACAAGAAGCACUCUGGCUCUUCAUACCCUCCCAUUGUACCGACAAGGGGAUCUUCAAGACCGGCAAGUGGGACCAUGAGCCAAACUUUGAAGACACCCCUGUAGCUCUCCUCUAUGUGGUCACUGACAGCUCCACUGGUACCAUCCGGUUCAACCCUGACAGCAUUUCUGAUGUGAUUGAACCUUGAUGUGACGGGUCUCCCCAGGUUGGAUGAUGCACAUUUUCAUAAUGUUGGUUUUUAUCUGAAGGUGGAGUGCAACAGCAAAAUGGACCCAACAACAACCUCAUUCCUAAAGAUGGCGGAUGCCGGUGGUCUCCCUCAGCUGACUCAGCCAGCGAAACUGACCGAGGCUUUCAAGUACUUCAUCCAGGGAAUGGGCUACAUGGCUUCAUCUUGCAUGACCCGCCUGUCCCGCUCACGCACCACCUCCCUCUCCUCCUCUUACUCCAUGGAUGGGUCCCGCUCUCGCUCUCGCACCCUGUCCCAGGGCUCGCAGGGCGGUCAGAUGCCGCCUAGCCCCUCCCAAACGAUGGAGGUGUCCUGCUGAAGCAAAAAAUA